AUGUCUCUCGUGUGGUUUCUCAUAAAGACCACUGCCAGAACGAACAGCGAGGAGAUUGUGUGGCGCGAUAUCAUCCGCGAGAGUCACUUGCUCUCGUACGAACGAGCUCUCAGGUCCGGUGGUUCCAUCAAGGAGUCCAAGCCUAUGAAUUUACUGGUCGACGUUGUCCACACCAAGCUGUUGGAGUAUGGCUGCGUGCCUGGAGUGACUGUCCUACAUUUUGACGGUGCCGCCUCGGAUCAGAAGUUUGCGACUCGCCAAGCUCGUAUGGGCGACCGCCAGACUCUGGCCAGGCAGGUUGAGGGACUGCUCGACCGAGUGGAUGCCAUUCUGGAACCCCGGCUACAAAUGGACAUUGACCGGUUGUACACUCGAAGUACAAGACAAAAGAUCACCCGGCUGUCAGGCAAAAUUAAGGCUCGAUUGUCGUUUGUCCAAGUGCUGUCGUCCGAUGUCAUGGGAUUGUUCAAGAACGACCUCCGAAAAUUUGGGUGGACGGUGCAUGAUUGUUUGGGCGAGUCAGAUGUGUGCAUCGCCCGCAAGAUGGUCCUUCUCGGAAAUGAUCGCAAGAACAAGAGCCAUUUUCGCGAGUUUCACAUGGGUCCUAUUCUCAACCGUCUUGAGGCAUCCCUCGUCGUGUGGAAGACCGCUGCGGCGGUCUCCACUAACGACUAUUCCAAAAGCGUCUCUGGUCUCGGCUUCAGGAAGAAUCUGGACAUUCUAAAGUCGAUACCCGAGGCCGAGUACCUGACCGACGUCGACGGCGAAGCCUCUCCUGCGGCUAUGGACAAGUUACUUGGACUUUACUGCCACCACCCGGAUGUUCUCAGCAAGGUCGACGGCUGCUUUCUGAGCCCCAGCUAUUACAAGCACGCUAGCGACGUCUUCUUCCACCAACAUGAGGAUUUUACUCAUGAACAAGUCCCUUUCACCAACGACACCGGCGACCGCAUUGCACAGCAUCUCACAAAGGUGGCGGAUUACCUUCAAGCCUAUCGCGAUUGUCACAACGCCGUGGCUACAGGAAUUCGCGCGGAGAUGCAAGGUCCCUUUCCGUUCGGUCUUCCACCUGGGCUGGGUGGUUCGCCUUUCAAAAGACGCCCUGUCGAUCUGUCCUUUGUGAAGAGGGUUCAGCGAUCAUCCUUCAUUUCUGCCACCAAACAUCCUACUAUCCCCCAAGAUCGGCCAGCACAGCAACAACAACCAACACAACAAGCUGCCGCUCUCGCUGCCGCCCCCACUGGCCCAGGAACAGCAAUAGGCGGCAAUCAUUUUUUGACGGAUGGUGCAAUGUGGACCACGUCCAUACCCAUCCCUGCCUCGGGCACCAUGGGUCUCCCUCCUGGUCUUGGAGGGUCACCUUUUGUUGGUUCACUGUCAUCGUUGGACCCCAGCCCAGGUUUGGCUGAUCCGCAGAGACCAAGGCGAAAACGAUCAAAGUGCAGACAGAAGCGCAAGAAGAAGGAGGGCUGCCUGGAAGAAGGUCUACGCACCAACAGUAUUGGGUCUCUCUCGGAUCACGCCACGAUCGUCAAGGAUGUCUACGCCUGUUUAAACGAGGCCGUGCGUGUCAUCACAGACCUCAAACGACUCGUGCAGCUGGUGAUAUUCUGUUACACCGCCAAGGUCAUCACUGAACACCCCGACCCAUUGAACGCUAAUGACAGGGAGGCAUGCAACGCCCGCCUCCGGUUCAUCGGUGUUAGGUCGGACUCGGACUUUAUCUACAAGCUGGUCAGCGAUAUUUUCAAUUGGCACAAACAGCUACCCAACAACCCUCGAGCCAAUGAAGGAGCAGGAGUGGCCUACGCGAUUGAAGCCAUCCAACACUUUCAGUUGGUCGUCUGCCGUUCCUCUCACCAGAUGCCGGAUUUAGAUGAAAACAUCGAUCAGAUCAGUCAAGUCUUUCCGGGCGUCCGCGAUGCCAUCAGCGACACUCUCAGGACGUACUUCACGACCGAUAUCAAGGAGUUACUGGAGCGACUGAGAGAGUCCAACCGGGUAUGGUGCGAAUCGCCCACUGGUGGAAAACCUAUCCUAGAUACAAUCGACAUCGAUGCAGGCACCAGCCCAUUAUACCGACCUUCUUAUCUUUUCUGGAUCCUCAACUCCCGGCUCCCUGCCUCCAAGCAGUUCAAGUUUUUUUCCAGAGUCAAAGUUCGGCGAUCAGUACAUCACACUCACCGAGCAGAACAUCUUGGAUAUUAUCUCCCAUGGACCGAGCUCCCCAACGACCAAGGAGACUUUCAGAACCAUAUUCACCCCCACGACCAGUCAUCAAGGAGAGAUGAUACACCGCCUUUUUUCAGCAGCAAGAUCGACUACCACAAGUCAGUUUGUCUUCUCAACCCCUCGACGAUCGUCCGUCACUCGUUCAAGCCUCGAGCAUUCUUCGAUUUUUCGUUGACCGACAGAAUCAAGUACGAGAGGUUGUUGCAAGACUCCAUUCGGGCGACCGGCGAUGAGGUGACUUCCUCCUCGGAUGCGCUACAGGCUUUUAUCAAGGACCAUUUGAGGACUCCAGAGGAGUACCGUCGUCUUGGAGAGAUCGAUCGAGCCCGUUAUUAUGGUCGAAGGAGAGAGUUGACGGGCACCAUACAGACGAACGGACACGAUUUGAAGGCUCUUGUCAUUGAUGUCACCCAGAGAAAGCCUUUUCAAGAUCUGCCCAACCAGUCCAGGACCACAAGAAUGCUGUUGGACGAUGUGGAGGUGGCACUGGAAACGAGGCUGAUGUUGUUGGCAAGCACGGCAACGGCGGUCAUUAUGGAUUCGAGGAACCCCGGGGUAGUCAAGAACAUGACAAUCUCCCAAGGGUCUUUGAAAGAGUCAGCUAAGCGGCUCAAUAGAGUCACCGCCGGUAUGAAGCGCAAUGCCAAGGUUGUCCACCAAUUGAAGAGGAACGACCUCUCUGGCACCGUGAUGACGAUUACUCGACUGGAGGCUCAUAUUGUUCCAUGCAAGACGCCUCCGAUGCCCUCCAACGGUACCCGGCAGCAGCAGCACGAGUCGUGGCGCACUCUGCAGACCUCCGUUGAGAACCAUGUCGUUUCCGUGAUCGACGUUCAGGAGCCUCUGCGAAAGUUCUAUGGAUCGGCGUCCUACAAGAUCAAGAAGAGGAACCUAAAGGUUGCCGAGUAUGCCAUCAAGCACAAGGGCAUCGACAGGAUCAUGCAGGAGACAGGAUGCACCGACAGAUGGCAGCCAGGACAAGUCAGACCGCUCUUUAUUGUCGGAGACAAUCGAGGCUCGGAAUAUGAUUAUUAUGUGCGCGGACGAGUAUCGGACCAGUGUGACGUGCUGCCAGUGCAUGGAGCUUGCGACCUUGAGCAGGAGGCUAUCAGCUUCUAUAGAUGUGGCCAGGAACGCGAUCGGGACCACAAUGCAGCACACAAUAUCGCACAGGCAACACUGCAAUGGAUGAGAACCCAGACUUGGCCGUCCAUCCUGUCUCGCGAGAGUCAACAAGAUAAUGAGGAAGAUCAAGACCCUUGA
Molecule: messenger RNA, 3495 nt
Organism: Linnemannia hyalina
Lineage: Eukaryota; Fungi; Mortierellomycota; Mortierellomycetes; Mortierellales; Mortierellaceae
Source: the annotation of a GenBank genome assembly